This is a messenger RNA of Danio rerio (zebrafish), 3863 nucleotides long. NCBI's taxonomy places the organism in Eukaryota, Metazoa, Chordata, Actinopteri, Cypriniformes, Danionidae. The record is from RefSeq and is a predicted model, not a curated record.
AAUCCCCCCUCCGCCAUUUUGUAAGGAUAUAAGAAAUACUAGCAGGUCUACCUCCCGUCUACGACAACCUGUAGUUUUGUGUAGUGCCAUGGACGGCCGUUUAGAGACUGAUCUGUAUCCUCUGGGAUCCAGUUACGUCACUGAAAUAGAUGUCCAUGAUAUAACAGUCGGCACAAAGAGGGGAUCCGACGAACUCUUUUCCUCCUGCAUAUCUAACGGACCAUAUAUAAUGAGCUCUGGAGCCGCAAAUGGGAAUGACAGCAAGAAAUUCAAAGGGGACAUCAGGAGUCCGGGCAUUCCUUCACGGGUCAUUCAUGUGCGCAAACUGCCAAAUGACAUAAAUGAAGCUGAAGUCAUUUCUUUGGGGCUUCCCUUUGGCAAAGUGACCAACCUUUUGAUGCUGAAAGGAAAGAACCAGGCCUUCCUGGAGAUGAACACAGAGGAGUCUGCACAGACCAUGGUCAGCUACUACUCCUCCGUCACCCCUGUCAUUCGCAACCAUCCGAUCUUCAUGCAAUAUUCCAAUCACAAGGAGCUGAAGACUGACAACUCGCCCAACCAAGUCAGAGCACAGGCUGCUCUGCAGGCGGUGAAUGCGGUCCAGACAGGAGGCAUGUCUUUGGCUGCUAUUGAUGGAGCAGGCAUGGGGAGCCAGAGCCCUGUGCUGAGAGUUAUUGUAGAAAAUCUCUUCUAUCCAGUCACUCUUGAUGUCCUUCAUCAGAUCUUUUCAAAGUUUGGCACCGUUUUGAAGAUCAUAACCUUUACCAAAAACAACCAGUUUCAAGCUCUGGUUCAAUACUCAGACGGAAUGACAGCUCAGCAUGCAAAGCUGUCUUUAGAUGGACAGAACAUCUACAAUGCCUGCUGUACCCUUCGCAUCAGUUUCUCUAAGCUCACCAGCCUGAAUGUUAAGUACAACAAUGAUAAGAGCAGAGACUACACUCGCCCCGACCUGCCAACAGGAGACAGUCAGCCCUCCUUUGAUGCACAGACAAUGGCAGCAGCCGCCUUGACUGCUCCUGGUAUUAUCUCUGCAUCACCUUAUGCUGGAGCUCAUGGUUUCCCACAAGCAUUUGCUAUUCAGCAGGCAGCAGGUCUGUCUCUGCAGGGUAUGCCUGCUGGGGCUCUUGCUUCACUCUCUGUUCCUGGUGCUGCGGCAGCCGCUGCUGCAGCAGCUGCUGCUGGACGCCUCGGUCUCUCUGGUCUCACUGCUGCAGGAAACAGUGUCCUGCUGGUCAGCAACCUUAACCCUGAGAGCGUUACGCCCCAAUGCCUCUUUAUUCUUUUCGGUGUCUACGGUGAUGUCAUGAGAGUAAAGAUCCUGUUUAACAAAAAGGAGAACGCUUUGGUGCAGAUGUCUGAUGGAACCCAAGCCCAACUAGCCAUGAGCCACUUGAAUGGGCAGAAGCUGUAUGGCAAGGCUUUGCGGGCGACUCUUUCCAAACACACCACGGUGCAGCUGCCGCGUGAAGGCCAUGAGGAUCAGGGCCUCACCAAGGAUUACAGCAACUCUCCUCUUCACCGCUUUAAAAAGCCAGGUUCCAAGAACUACUCCAACAUCUUUCCGCCUUCCUCAACUCUCCAUCUCUCCAACAUCCCUCCUUCUGUCACUGAGGAUGAUCUCCGAGGUUUGUUUCUGAGUUCAGGAGCUGUGGUUAAGGCCUUCAAAUUUUUCCAGAAAGACCGUAAAAUGGCACUCAUCCAGCUGGCCUCUGUGGAAGAAGCAAUUGAGUCGCUGAUCAAGUUUCACAAUCAUGACCUGGGAGAAAACCAUCACCUCAGAGUCUCCUUCUCUAAGUCCACAAUCUGAUGGAGGCGCUUUUGGUUUCAAGAAGGUGUAAGGACUGUCACUUUAGACCAAACUUUUAAGCCUUCCACAAUUUAUAUCACUGUGGACAAAUGUUUUCCACAACACACACUUCAUCAUUCCUUUUUAUUAGAUCUAUAUUCACAUAUCUAUUUCUUUUUGUCAUUCCACUUUGAACCAGUAGACAAGAGGAACUCGUCAACCCAAAUGUGACUUGGGUUUUAAUAGUACCUUUUUCCUCGACGGUUUGUCUCGUAAUUUAGUUUAUCUUUGGCACACAUUGGUUUUGGAUCAUAGAUGCUGCAUAGUUUACACUUGUGCCUCUGCGGAAAGCCGCACUCUUUCAGGUUGCACUCAAAGCCUUGUUUCGUUUGUUUGAAUCUGAUCGGUCCCUGUUUGCCUUUCCACAACAAGCAUUUGUGCCUUUACAUUGUGCUUGAAGAAUAUCUUAAUUGCCAUCAUAAUUUCAUGAUGUUUUUGGAUUCUUUUGCAAGGCCAUUAACCUCAACAUACAAAAAAAAGCUCUGGUGUUGCCAGGUAGUCUGUUUAAAUUUGACUAUUGAAAACACCAGAAUGUUUUCCUGCGAAAGGCAGCAAUUUGGUUAUAUACAGGCUUUAGUUUUGUACCUUGCUGUCACAGCUUAUUUUGCAUAUAGUUAUUCUAUAUAUAUAAAUAUGUGGUUCUACUCUUUAUCUACCGUGUGUAAGAGAUAUUCUAUAAUCUAUAUAGUUUCAUUCCAUAUUGUUUAAAAAAAGAAAAAAUAUCGCACAUUUCUAUACUGUAUAAUCUGUUUGGGCAUUGUCCCACUGCACUCUGUGCCUAGAUGGUGAUAGUCUGUUAAGUUUGGGUACAAUUUCUAUUUUUUCCACACUUCCCUAUUGCCUUGCUUCUUAUGGGUUUUUAUCAAUAAUGAAACCUUGGAACCAAACCAGACUUCACAACCUUUUGAUUUUUGUUUUUAUAGUAAUUCUACGUGUGACAAUGAAUCAGAUUUGUUUUUCUAUUUUCUAGAGUUAACAAGUGUAGCUUGUAAACUAGGACCUCCCAGAGAUGAUUGAUUUCGUUUGUUUCUUCUGUAAGGUCUUACGGUCACUUGCCUUUUUAUGUUAAAGAAAUUUAGCAUUACAGAGUCUUAAGCUCCUGAGUGAUACUUUUUGGUGAACCAAGACACCUGUGACAAGACUUUGGGCUGUUUUUGGCACUUCUUUAUGUGGGAGGGGGAGGACAUUUUAAGACUUUUAGUCUUUCCUCUGCAUCCAGUUUCAUGUUGACUGUAACAUGAAUUUCAAUGUUCGGAUAUUUCUUUUCAGCUUAUUUCUGUAAUUGAUGCUAAAGAAAUCUUUCCAUGUCAGUUUCUUUUAGCAAUCUAACAAAAUGUUUUGCGGUUGGGUGGGUGGUGUUUUUCUUUUUUUUUUUUAUUACAGAAGAGUAGCAUGAUGGACCAAAGCAUCUUUAUUGUUCUGCCAGACACUUUAUGAUCUUUCUUAUUGAAGUGUAUCAUACUGUGCAGCAAUAUUUUUUUAUGAACGACUUUGAUUUCAGUGGGUAGUUUAGAGGGCUUAUCUGUAUAUUAUUGCCACUUUUGUUUACAAAGAGCAACAAGUCCUUAAAAAAGAAAAAAAUAUUACAAAUUCUAAACAUUGUGGGCUAUUUUUGGUCCUGAAGUAUGUGUAUCAUGAUGACUUCUGUUGUCCGAGAACAGAACCUAAAACUAAAGUCUUAAAGUCGCGACAGCUCUUUUGUCUUAUCCUACUUUUUUGUUUUUCCAGUAUGGAUGUAAUGUUCAGCAACAGUGGGAGAGGACUACUGUAUAUAAUUAUUUGUGUUUUGUACGAGUAAUUGCAAAUCAACAAUUUCUGUCAAACAUGUAUAUUUUGAUAAGCUUACAGCAGACAUUCAGCUCAUUGUAGAGCCUUCCUUUUUUAUUACACCAUAUUAAAGAGAUUCCAACAUGUCGUCUCUUGACAAGUAAUUGCCCUCUUGUAAACAUAACCUUCUUCUGAUCUAGAUGCUCAUACUUUUUUAUGUCUUCAAUAAAUCUUUCUUUUUCCUGCU